AUGGCCAUUAACCCGAUAAUUAGGGCGGCCAUUACUGUGUCCAUCACGGCUUUCUCGCAGCCUAGUGUUAUCAAGACUGACGCGCCCAGCAACCUUCGCCGACUGACCGUUACCAACGAUUAUACGGUACUUCCAGCAGGGGCCGUGACAACAGCAGGAGCAGCAGCUCUUGCAGCAGGGGCCGUGACAACAGCAGGAGCAGCAGCAGCUCUUGCAGCAGGGGCCGUGACAACAGCAGGAGCAGCAGCAGCUCUUGCAGCAGGAGCCGUGACAACAGCAGGAGCAGCAGCAGCUCUUGCAGCAGGGGCCGUGACAACAACAACAGCAGCUGCGGCUCUUGCAGCAGGGGCCGUAACAACAGCAGGAGCAGCAGCUCUUGCAGCAGGGGCCGUGACAACAGCAGGCGCAGCAGCAGCUCUUGCAGCAGGAGCCGUGACAACAGCAGGAGCAGCAGCAGCUCUUGCAGCAGGGGCCGUGACAGCAGCAGCAGCUCUUGCAGCAGGGGCCGUGACAGCAGCAGCAGCUCUUGCAGCAGGGGCCGUGACAGCAGCUCUUGCAGCAGGGGCCGUGACAACAACAGCGCCGCCGCCUCCACGCAUGCUUCUCAAGAGACACAUUCCCAGCGCCUUAUUUCCUCAUUUUAGUACUUCCACUGGUCUCGGGGAUGCGUCAGGGAGUAUGGUGACGCCCUCAACCAUCAAAACAGACAAAAAUCAAAAACAAUUGAAAGAGUGCAAACGACACAAUUUAUACAGAAUAUCCAUUAAUGAGAGAGCGGGUAAACAUCCAGAUGACUGGACAGGUGUCGAGCAGAGAGAGAUCACCGGAGGUGGAGAGCUGCCACAACAGAGGCUCAAAGCAAUCGUAGAACAACAAAUGGCAAGCAUCUCAAGACCAACAACCAGUCACAUCUUCACAGAUGGAUCAGUUGAUCAAGAAAGAGAUUCUGCUGGGGCAGAAUCACCAACAACCAUGAAGCUUACUGGAGCAUGA
Molecule: messenger RNA, 993 nt
Organism: Procambarus clarkii (red swamp crayfish)
Lineage: Eukaryota; Metazoa; Arthropoda; Malacostraca; Decapoda; Cambaridae
Source: RefSeq, a predicted model, not a curated record